UAGUGCACUUGUUUGCUCCGCUAUAUCAUGUUAUCGUUGCCGAUCACGAAGGAGCCGUUUAGACAUUUUUCACUUAUUCUUGCUGUAUUUGUUGUUGCUCGAGAUCAGUAAAUUUUAAAAAUAAUUGGUAAACACAACUUUUAAAAGACAUCCCAGUGUUUGGGAGAAGUUUGUUUUAGAGAGUAAGUACAACUAAAAAUAUUGUAUAUUUGUCUGCCAGAUAUCAAAUCUAGAAGAUGGCAGCCUUCAACUUUGAAGAGUAUUUUCAAUCCAAGUUCUCUGAACGGCUAUUCCAAGACCCAGAUGCCUCGGAGAACCACAUGACAGCUGCUACGAGGCUGUUGGAGAAGAAGCGAGAGAUGCUCGAGUUGGAACAGGCACUAUCAGCACAAAAAGAGGCGUUCCAAAUGAAAAUGGCAUCUCUAAACUCAAGGAGGGAAGAAUUGGACAAGAAGGAGCUAAGUCUGAGAGGCUCACUCAUGAAGUUCAACCAGUUCCUCAUAGAAACGGAUAUCAAGAAGCAGAGGGCUGAAAAGAAGGCAAACAACGAAAGACAGGAAAAAGAGCAAAAGGUUGAAGAAGCAGAAGCGAAGAUGGCAGAAAGAGAGAAGCUGACGUCUUUUUUGGAAAAGCAACGAAAAGUGUCGGAGCGUGAGAAAGUGUACCGGAGUUACAUGGAACGAGUUAUAGAAAAGUCUGGAGAGUUCCAGGAGCUCAAAGAUAUAUUAAGAAAGCACGACACUCUGUCAUCCAAUCUGGGAGAUAUGAUAGAAAAGUCCACAGUUAUGACGGAUAGGUUGGACUCGAUGAAACAGGAGUACUACACCAUGAUAACGAAGAAUGACGAGGCCACCAUGAGAUACACAAACAUCAUUGCUGAUCUUACGUGGAGGAAAGAGACAGCGAUGUCUAAUCACCAGAAGUGGGAAAGUUUGUGGACGCAUAUCCAGAACACAGCCGCAAGGAACGUUCUGCUACUCGGCAGAGUCAAGAUGGCAACUGAGAAUAUCUAUGUUCAGAUAUACAAACAAAGGGGGAUACCUGCAAAGGAAGCAGAAAGUGUCGACGAUCAGUUGAUAAAGAUUAAAACGUACAUCAAAGAUUUAACCGACAUAAUAGUCGAGUCUUCAAAACAAGAAAAGCAAUCUAAAGAAGUAUUUGAUAGACUAGCAAUGCCGGGAAAAUAAUUUAACAUUACAAUUCCUAUACUUGUCGAAAAAUGAAGACGUAGGUCGAAACCUCGGUUUUGCUGGCUGUUGCUGAGGUUGUGGUCGGAGUUUAAAACAAGCACUAAAAACGAGUCGUUAAUUCAACCAGAUAAUCCACGAUACUAUCCGUUUCUUGAGGCUUUCGAAAAGCGAGCACUUGCAUAUUCGAUUAAUAUUAUGUGCUUACUUUCAAGUUUUUAAUCUCAAGUUAUUAAGUAGAUAACAUUAUUUUCAACCUCUUUUCUCAACUACAAGCUGAGUGGCGUUAUUAAUUUAAUUUCAGUCAAUGGCUUUCAGUUAAAAGAUUUGUGUCCAGUAUAAUAAUGACACUUGCGAUAUCGCUUAGAUUCAAUUAACUAAAAAUGUAUGAGAAACUUGAUUUUAUUUAAAGUUUAACACCAA
Messenger RNA from Bolinopsis microptera, 1610 nucleotides. Its product is annotated as coiled-coil domain-containing protein 42 homolog. The coding region runs from base 237 to 1187 and encodes 316 amino acids. The record is from RefSeq and is a predicted model, not a curated record. NCBI's taxonomy places the organism in Eukaryota, Metazoa, Ctenophora, Tentaculata, Lobata, Bolinopsidae. The transcript is spliced from 7 exons.